AUUUAUUGCAGAUCAAGUUCAGAAUGGAUAUUCAUUUAAUAGUUAGUAUUAGAUACUUCAAGUUAGCUACGAUUGGUUACAUCGUUCGUUUUCAUUGUGAAUUAUAAUUACUGUUCAGAAAUUGGAUAAAAAAUUAACAAAAUAUGAAUUCUCUGGAAGGAAGUGGUAACUUAAAUUUUCCGGUAAAAGUAGAAGACGGUAACAUUUUCCAAAGUGAAGAUGCUGAUUCGGCCUUUACGGUCACAAAAAUUCAAAAGUACGAACAAAUUAUUGACGAUGACAAUGAGUAUGAAAUUUCUACCGGUGCGGAAGAAAAGGAAGAAGACAACCCGCAGAAAGUCCCGUACGGGAACGAGGUUGGCUUCGCAUUUAUCGAUCCGGAAGUUCAAAUCGACGAGUACGACGGCAUGAUUGACGAACCUAACGAACAGAUUAUCCGGUACACGAGCAACGACACGCAGUGUCGCAUCUGUGCUAUGAUUUUUUCGAACCAAAAAUCUCUGCACGCUCACAUCCGCAAUCAACACCUAGCGGAACGGUGUGACUUUUGCCAGAGCGUGGCUUUAACGAAAAAACAGGAGAAAAUACACAAAAAUUCUUGUCUGCUUCGCUUUACAUGUGAAAUUUGCGGUACAAUGUUUAAACAUCUGAAAGCGCAUAACUUGCGCGUUCACACCGCCAUAGAAAGACAGUACGCCUGUACGGUAUGCCCGAAAAGGUUCCUUCGCGAUGAUCAGCUGAUGAUGCACAUGAGCACGCAUACCGGGCGAAAACCAUUUCAGUGUGACACCUGUGGUAAACGAUUUACCACCAAACACAGUUUAAGUACUCAUCAGCUGCUCCACGCCAGUAUUCCGCCAUUUGAGUGCGACGUCUGUGGAAAGCGCACGAGGUAUCGCCAUCAGAUGAAGCUUCACGCGAAAACGCACAUCAGCUCAAAUUACCAUUGCGAUAUGUGCGAAAAAAGCUUUGAUGUGAAACGAUUCUUCGAAGCACAUAAACGGUGCCACAGAAAAAGGCACGGAUCAUUCCGGUGCAAGCGGUGUGGAAAACUGUACCUGUCUGCAACGUGGCUGGCGAAACAUCAACGUUCCAGCGAACCCUGUCGCCCGAACUUGAUUGAUCUCGGUGGCAGCAUUAAGACUGAACGCGAACCAUGCUCCAACUCGGAUGAACCAUCGGAAGAGCCUGAAGAACCAUUGGACGUGGGGGAAGUAACGCGCGCUACAGCAAUUGGUACAAAGAACGACCGCAAUUGCAUCAGUUAAACAUGAAAUUUUAAUUCAAAAGUAACUAAAUUAUUCACUGGUUUUGUACAGUUCGAAUAAUUCUUCGUAAAUACAUCAGAACUUCCUAAAAAGCUCUUCGAAAUUUUCAGAAAAAAUCUUUCCUACUUGUAAGAUUUCUUCGAGUUCCUAUUUCAAAAACAAAGUAACACGUUAAAAUAUAAUGACGGAACAAAUACUUGCUACAAAGGUAGUGUUCGCAUCGAAUUCGCUCAGAACAAAAUGUUAUUUAACAUCAGAAAUGAAAAUACUAAUAUGUUAAAAAUGAACCGGAAAAAAUAAAACAACAUAACAAAAAACACUAUUAUAUUGCAUACCUAUUCCAGAUAUGAUGGAGAUGGAUAUGGAUAUAGUGAAAGAAGCAACUCAAUUUUUAGCAAAUGAAUGAUAAAAAAUUCAUCCCAAGUCAGGUUUGCGCCAGAUUUAAUCAAUCGAAAUCACACGAUCAUUUUCCCCC
This is a messenger RNA of Sabethes cyaneus, 1743 nucleotides long. Its product is annotated as zinc finger protein 665-like. Gene Ontology annotation, biological process: regulation of transcription by RNA polymerase II. Gene Ontology annotation, cellular component: nucleus. The coding region runs from base 144 to 1268 and encodes 374 amino acids. Gene Ontology annotation, molecular function: DNA-binding transcription factor activity, RNA polymerase II-specific; RNA polymerase II transcription regulatory region sequence-specific DNA binding. NCBI's taxonomy places the organism in Eukaryota, Metazoa, Arthropoda, Insecta, Diptera, Culicidae. The transcript has 2 exons. The record is from RefSeq and is a predicted model, not a curated record.